AUCACUAGCAUGGUUCCCCGGUAUCCUGGCUCAGCUAUCACGUCCGGAUUAGUACCGCACGCAAUCGUUCAAUUCCAAGACUACUCAAAUUGUUGCAAUGACGAUACUCCUGCCGUUCCACAAAUCAAUCCUUGAGGAGAUUUAUGACCCUGCUACUUCAGACUUACUCAUUCUUGCCCGUGGGCUUGGUCUUCGUCGUGUCAUAUGCAUGCUCAUGCAAAUAUACGACUCAAAGCAAAGUCUUAUUCUACUCUUGAACGCCUCACCGGAAGAGGAAACUGCCAUAGGUGAUGAACUUGGUAUCAUGGGGUGCAGGCGGCCUGGAUUGCGAAUUGUGGGUUAUGAGAUGGGAAAGCGGGAUAGACAGGACCUCUAUAAGAACGGCGGCUUCAUUUCUGUCACCUCCCGUAUUCUUAUCGUUGACAUGCUGCAAUCAGACAUUCCAACAGAGCUCAUAACGGGCAUAAUUAUUUUACAUGCUGAAAAGGUCACUGCCCUCUCCCUUGAAGCUUUUAUUGUCCGGCUGUACCGAGAAAAGAAUAAGGCUGGCUUUCUCAAAGCAUUCUCAGACCAGCUGGAGCAUAUCACCAGCGGUAUGUCUCCUCUGAAGAACAUGAAGGAGCUUCAAUUGAGACGCGUUCAUAUCUAUCCUCGGUGUGUGACAUCCUUCCUCGCUGAUGUUCAUGUUGUUCGCCUUCUAGUGCUCGUGUUACCGUCAUUUCUCAUCUAUUCUGGCUCUAUAUUUCACGAAGACGUCAAAAACACGCUUGAAACCCGUAAAGCGGAUGUCAUUGAGUUGUAUCAACAUCUUACAGAGCCUAUGGAGGCAAUUCAUCAUGCGAUAGUCCAAUUGCGGGAUACACAGCACCAUUCAGCCGUGAACACCUGA
Messenger RNA from Suillus clintonianus, 889 nucleotides. Its product is annotated as DNA repair protein rad16. The transcript is spliced from 3 exons. Gene Ontology annotation, biological process: resolution of meiotic recombination intermediates; nucleotide-excision repair involved in interstrand cross-link repair; double-strand break repair via homologous recombination. Lineage: Eukaryota; Fungi; Basidiomycota; Agaricomycetes; Boletales; Suillaceae. Gene Ontology annotation, molecular function: damaged DNA binding; single-stranded DNA endonuclease activity; single-stranded DNA binding. Gene Ontology annotation, cellular component: nucleotide-excision repair factor 1 complex. The record is from RefSeq and is a predicted model, not a curated record. The coding region runs from base 98 to 889 and encodes 263 amino acids.